Cinara cedri is the source of this 11505-nucleotide messenger RNA. The record is from the annotation of a GenBank genome assembly. NCBI's taxonomy places the organism in Eukaryota, Metazoa, Arthropoda, Insecta, Hemiptera, Aphididae.
CCUCCAGUGAGUACCAGCACCACGCACCGUGGACGUAAAAAACACCUCGAUGAGACUACGGAAUGAUCUCGAGUGCUCCAGGUAAAAAAAAAAAAAAAUAAAAAUAAAAUAAACGUAAUUUUUGUCGUUCUUAUUAUCAGUACCUAUAACGUGCUGCACGGUUUUUCAAUAUCCGCGAAUGGUUGAAACAUUUUUUUUUUUUUCAACAAAAAUUUCAAUUCAUAACACUAUCGUUCAUUAUAAUAAUAUACGCGAUGCGAUGUUUAUCGGUCUAGAUGUUUUUUUUGUUUUUAUUUGAUGUCAAAAAAAAAAAAAAAACAAAUUCAUCGAAUAAACACAUCACUCGUCAGCGGCGAUGUUUAGUGUUUACGUAAACCUACUUAAUAAUAAUAACUGUACGAUAACUGAUGUUACUGUAUGAUCAAAAAGAUUCGAUAUAGUAUUUUUGCACAGCCAUGCACAAAAUAUUACACCGUCUGACUGUGCACACCAUUUUAUUCAGUUAUUUAUACGCACAAAAAGCGGACAGAGUGAUUAUACAUUGCUAAAACGAUUAAGGCUCGGCAUGGAACAGUUUUUGCCGAAUUUUUACCGAAAUUUGUAAACUCAAUAACACAGAAAAUAAAAUACAUUUUUUCGUAAAAAAAAAAAAAAAAAUAUAGUGGUAGUAUAACGCCGACUGGUGGAAUAAGGCAUGGGAUGUCACAUCAUUUCAGAACGAAUAUCAUCAAUAAUUUGGGCAAAUUAUUAUAAUAAAAUAAAUUUCAAAUUCCAACAGAGGUACUACGCACAAUGGUAGCCUGAGCGGGCCGGGCCACUGUCGUAAGUUGGGGUAAAAUGAUGUACUAGUGAUGUAGGUAAUGACAAAUCAAUGCAAACGAAAAACGACUAUAUGAAGCAUGUUCGGUUCAACAUGUUUCGACAAAUUUGAAUUUAAAAUCGUAUAUUAUUUUGUAACUAGACAAUAAAUUACGAUUUUUUUGUGUCUUUAACGUAUUUUCACAUAAAAUAUUGAUAAAAAGGUAGCUAUACUGUCGUCCACAUGAAAAAAAAAACAAAACGAAUUUCGGAUAUUUUUAAACUAACACUACGUCUAGAAAAUGCUAAAUAAUUAUUUAAAGUAAUGGAAAAUAAUCGAUGAUAGAAUUUUAUAAACAAAUUAUUCUAUAUAUUAUCGGAUAAUUAUAACUUUGUUACUAAAAAUUUAUAUUCGUUUUAAAUAAAUGUGUCAAUUGCGGCAAAUUCGUACAGAUCGGGACGAAAAAUAAUUCGUCGGGAAUUAGGUGCUGUAUACUGCAGGGUCGGCGUUAGGGUAGGGCAAGCGGGGCUUACGUCCAGGGCCUCGCGCUUUCAGAGGCCUCGCGCUUGUGAGCCCAUACAAAAGCAUAGCGUAAUUAUAAUGGGCGUAAAACUGGAAAAAUAUUUUUUUAUAGAAAUGUAACGACGUUUUCGGGAAAUACACGUACACAUACACGCACGUUGUCUUAUCAAACAGUAUUUCCGGCCGUGGCCAAGUGUUGGGUAGCAUUACGAUUAUUAGAUUAUUAAAAAAAAAAAUUCUCGCAAAAAUAUAAAUUUAUCCAGGGCCUCGCGAAUCGUUUAACGCCGGCCCUGCUGUGUAAUCCCAGCACCCCCGCAGCCAGUCCGCGCCUGCCUAUACACGCGUGUUUAUAUGUACGCAUUGUUCUAAUUCCAGGGCCACGAUAUCUGUAAAUAAUAUAUGUAUCGGUGAACAGUCCGUCAAUAUAUUGUAUACAUUUAUUAUAGACGGAAAAUCGAUUUACCAUAAACACAAAAUAAUAAUAACAACGAUGAUUAUAAUACGGCGGGGAUGUUCGGUUUUACUGUUUUGGGUAGAAACCUAACAUCGACUUUUAAAUUGUUCGCGGGUUAUUCGUUGGGCGGUAUUAUGUAGUGGACGAUAACGCAAUUUUUUUUUUUUUUAUAUUAAUAAUCAACGUUCAAAAGUCUCUAAUACCUAGCGUAGGUCGCUAAAUAAAUAUUAUUAUAACACAUUUUGCGCAACUACCUUUUUUGUACCGAUUUUUCGGUCAAUUUGUUUAUUAUACCGCGCGUAAUAAGUUUUUUUAAAAUUGACUUCGGCGUCACUGUCACCUAAAAAUGACGGUUUUAUAGAACUAUAUUAUUAUAAACACACCGAGCAUUAUCUCGCCAUUUUAUAUUCUCGCGGGACACGCGGCUGUGUCUAUAUGUUGUGUAUAUGCGCGAAAGUAUCGUCUGGAACCCGUCGGCGUUUGUAUUAACGAAAAAACAACAGAAUAUACGACGAUGAUUGAUGACGACGAAUAUCCGAUAAAUUAUUCACGGUUAAUAUUUCUGAGUAACUAUCCGCUGAUGUAUAAAAUUUUUAUCGAUGUUGACAUAUUGUAUUGCAAUUUUGAAGAGCUAUACAGGUACUUAACGCGAUAAUAGUAAAUAUUCGAGAUAAUAUCAAACACAUAGAUAUACAUUGUAUUGUCAAUUUCUUCUUCUCGGAAUUCGUUUAAAUAAAAUAAAACUAUCGGUGUGGUGAGUGUGCGCGCGUCAUCAUGUAUGCGAAAACUUCUCAUCGCGUAAUAUAGGUAAUAUCUAUUAUUAUAAUUUGACUAUUAGGUAUGUUAUAAUAUUUACGACCAGUAAUAAUUACGUGCGUAAUAAAAUAAAAUAUAGGAUUAGGUAUAUACCGUCCCAUAAAUUAUUGGUUUUCGGAUCGACCGUGUAUUUUAAAAAUUCAAAAAUCCGAACCCAAACGGGUUAUUAUAUUGGCGUGUCUAUUUUCUAUAUUAUACUCGUAUGGAUACAUAAUAGGUAAGCAAUGUUGAUUUCUGCGGAACGUUAAAAAAUUAAAAUAUGCGUCGUGGUUAUGGUAAAAAAAAAUUUUCCGAAGAAAUAUUAUGUACUCGUUUUGCGUAUACGUUUUUACAAGCUCUAUGAGAUGUACACGGGGUUUUUUUUUAUCCUGUGAUAAAAUAUCGAACAGAUAAUUAACCGAUUAGGCACAUACAGUUUCCCAUUUACGUUUCGGUUCCUCAUAUUAAUACACGAACUGCAAUACCUAUGCCGACUUUUCCGACAGACAACACAUUCAUAGGCGCAACUAGGGCGUGAACCCCCGUACACGGAUAAUAUACACAGAUUUUUAUCGAAUUCCCAUGCCUUUUGGAAAAUCAGUCUUAAGUUGAAAAUUUGAUCUAUGGUUGACCUAUUCUGCAGUCUAAAGCCGCAUUGGUAAUCCUCCAGUAGCUCUUAUGUGCGAGGUUUGAUCCUGUCUAGAAUGCAGUACGCCAACAUCUUGUUGCUGGUCGGGUAGCUGACGUUCAACAGCGCAAUACCUCUGUAGUUGCAGUCAUGCAGAUCUCCUUUUUUGUAUAUUGGGCAAAUUAGUGGUGAAUUCCAAUCCUGUGGUGUUAUCUCAUCUUCCCAUAUGUGCUCUAUUAGCUUAUGUGUGUUCGCGAUUGUUUCUGUAUUUAGUGUUUUCAUAAUCUCACUCUGAAUCCCAUCUAAUCCAGCUGAUUUAUUGUACUUCGUAAAACCGAAUUAAAAAUCGUAAAACUCAACAAGAUUUAAAAACUUGUUAAACCAAACUUCGCUCAGAAUCGUAUUUCGACAUUAAUUAUCGUUGCCUAUAGAUAUAAAUUAAAUUACUCUACAUAUCCUAUAACUUCUCAAUUUCUCACCAACAACAGUGACACACUCAUCAGUAUAGUAUCAGCUCUUUUUACAACUAUUAAUACAAUUUACAUACGUAUUCGCUUUUUAUUAACCCCGAGUUUUCUCUUACUUUAUUUAUGAAACCUUUUUAUGAUAAUUGAUAACCUUAAUAAUUAAUAUCGAAAAAUUGUUUGAUUUAGAAAAAGAACGCUUCAUCAAAGCAAACGAUUCGACUUACAAUGCUCAGUUCAACUAUGCGGUAAGAAUAAUAGGUUAUUUAUGGGAACGUUAUAAUAUAUUUGAUAUUAUAAUUUAUAAUACAAAUUAAUAAAUUAUACAACAUAUUAUGUUUGUAAUUUUUCGCAGACAAAUUACAUAAAAACAUCGAAAUACACCCUAUUAACGUUCCUGCCACUGAAUUUGUUCGAACAAUUUCAGCGGCUAGCCAACUUUUACUUCCUAUGCCUAAUGAUGCUGCAAAUGAUAUCAAUAAUCUCGUCGUUGACUCCCAUUACCACGUCGAUACCGUUGGUCGGAGUGCUUACGAUUUCUGCCAUAAAAGACGCCUACGACGAUUACGUACGUAUAUAAUACUAUGUAUAAACAGAUAAUAACAUUAUUAUUGUAGAUACUAAUAAUAAUUUGUUUGUCACUGUGUCGGGGUUUUGUUUUGUUAUUGCCCUCUAGCAAAGGCAUGCCAACGACGACCAGGUAAACAACCGUAUCUCGAAAACCGUGAGAAAUGGUCGUGUGGUAAACGUAAAAUGGAAAGACGUACACGUAGGAGACGUGAUAUUAAUGGAAGACGGGCAGUUCGUAGCCGCCGACGUGUUGUUACUUUCCACGAGCGAACCAAGCGGAUUGUGUUUUAUAGAAACCGCAGAACUAGACGGGUAAAAUGUUUACACUCUAUCAGAGUUGGAUUCAGCUAAUUUUUUUUCCGGAGGGGGGACUAACGUUUUUCAAAAUAAUAGUAAAAUAAACAUAACCGAAAUAUAGUGUGAUAUACACUAGUAAUCUGGCACAAUGAAGUCAAUGGCUUUAAAAAUGUUGUCUUCAAAUUCCAAGAGCUUUUUUUGUUUUUAGACGAUUAUAUUUUUUAGAUUCUGAGCGGAGUGAAAAAUAUAUUGGUUUCACAAUGAUGUUUAUUUAUUUUACACGGCGUAAAAAUAUAACAUUACUCGAAUUAAUUUUAGUUUUUGUUUUACAGUGAAACUAACCUUAAGUGUCGCCAAUGUCUAGUCGAAUUAGCAGAACUCGCUCAUGAAGUAGUGAAUUUUGACGGAUUCAUUCGUUGCGAAACCCCAAAUAAUUUGCUCAAUAAAUUUCACGGCGUUUUGCAGUGGAAUAAACAAGAGUAUGUAUACUUACUGCAGUGCACCUACCUAUGAUGUGUUCUUAUUACAAAAAAUAUAUUGUUAUUAAUGAAAUUAUACACAUUAUUUUUAGAUUGAUUUUAAAUAACGAUCAUAUUAUCUUAAGAGGCUGUGUUCUGAGAAACACGGAAUGGUGUUAUGGAAUGGUAAUUUUUGCCGGUAGGGACACGAAACUCAUGCAAAACUCUGGAAAAUCGAAAUUCAAGCGAACGAAUAUUGAUAGACUCCUCAACUUUCUCAUUGUUGGAGUAAGUAGCGAUGCGUAAUGAAAUAUAGGUUCAUUUAAAUUCCUAAAAAUAAUUUUUUUUUUUUUUACAUUUUUUUGGUCGUGGUCACUAAUUUACAGAUUGUAUUGUUUCUUUUCCUACUGUGUUUGUCUUGUAUGAUCGGAUCGGUUAUAUGGGAAUACAAAACUGGUUGGUAUUUCCAAACUUAUUUACCGUGGGAUUCUCUAGUACCGUCCGAAAGGUUGGCUGGAUCUAUAACCAUAGGGACAUUGGUGUCUUUUUCAUACGCCAUCGUUCUCAAUACACUAGUGCCAAUUUCGUUAUAUGUAAGGUAUGCAUACUUGUAUACUAUAUUACAUUAGAUUGAAAUAGAAUACAUAUUAUUUAUGUAUUCAAUAUUUAUUCAAUAAUAUCCUUUGGUAGUGUUGAAGUAGUACGUUUCGUGCAGAGUUUUUUUAUAAAUUGGGAUCAACAGAUGUACGACAUUCAGUCUGGAUCUUCGGCUAAAGCUAGAACAACGUCGCUGAACGAAGAACUCGGACAAAUCCAGUACAUAUUUUCGGACAAAACCGGAACGUUGACCAAGGUAAAUACUUUGUUUCAAUCUAGACUUUAUAAACCGUAACAAUUUCUAAUAACUCAUUACAUUUAAAUUGUUUGAUCAUUAUUCAAGAACAUCAUGACGUUCAACAAAUGUUCAAUAAACGGUAUCGUUUACGGCAAUCUAGACGAAAUUCAUUACGGAAAAUCAAACGAAAUGAUUAAGGUAUACUGCACAUUUUUAAUAACAGUGUUAAAAUGUACGAGUAUUUGUCUACACUGUUACCGUCCGAGCUUUCUGUGUUUGUAUUAUUUGUGUUCGUCCGUUAGACGUACAUCAUGGACAAACAGUCACCUUCCGCCGUCAUCAGGAGUUACAAUAACUCGCAUUACAACAAAGUAGAACAGGGCAUCAGAAGAGUAACUAUAAAUUCUACGUUGCAUUUGGUAUUGAUAUCACUACUUAGAACGCGAUAACACAAUACACAGAUUAUUUACAUAUUAUGUGAAUUUGUUUUUCCAACAGGUCGGACCUCCUCCGGUGGAUUUUUCCUGGAAUCCCCAAUACGAAUCAGAUUUUUUGUGGUACGAUCAAAAUUUAGUUGACGCUGCGAAGCAACCGCGCAACGACGAAACGGAAAAUAUGGUACUGACAUUUUUCGAAGUGUUGGCUUUAUGUCAUACGGUCAUGCCCAGUUGGAAAAACGGUGAGUGUUAUGUUCAAAACCGAUCAGUUAUCUAGUAUUGAUACUUUAUUAAAACAAUGAUUCAGGACCGAAUAUAUAUUUCUUUAAUGGUUGUUAGGGAUAUUAAAAUACCAAGCUCAAUCUCCCGACGAAUCCGCCCUUGUUUCGGCGGCCAGAAACUUUGGCGUAGUCUUCAAAGAACGAACCCCAAACAGUGUAACCGUCGAUAUCAUGGGCGAGACUAGAGUGCACGAACUUUUGUGUAUUCUCGAUUUCAACAAUAUUAGACGUCGCAUGUCUGUGGUGUUUCGGGAAAACGGGAAAAUACGACUAUACUGUAAAGGGGCCGACAGUGUUAUAUUCGACCGACUAGAACCCGGGAACGAAGAGUACAAAGCGUCGAGUUUGCAACAUUUGAAUGUGAGUAGUGUUGUAUACAUAUCAUAAGUCGAUAAACAUCAUGGUAGUGACAGCACAUUGGUAGGAAUUUGCAGGAGACGGACUUCGCACAUUAUGCUGUGCAGUCAGGGAUAUAGAUGACGAGUUUUUCGAUUCAUGGAAACACAAAUACAUGGACGCCGCUGCGGCACGGCACGACAGGGAAGAAAAGCUCAACAACGUCUAUAAUGAAAUUGAAACUCACCUGAAGCUAAUAGGUGAGAAAAACAGUUUACUAUAAUGUAUAAUAUCAUGCACGUAUACAUCCAAAAGUAGGUGUGGAACUAAACUUUUAUUUUUCGUCCGUAGGUAUCACUGCCAUCGAAGAUAAGUUACAAGAUGCUGUCCCUAAGACUAUAUCUAACUUGCUCUUGGCGGGAAUGAAUAUUUGGAUGCUCACAGGAGACAAACAAGGUACACACUAUAUAUGCAGUGAUUUUUGUGUUUUAUAACAUGCCAACGAAUAUUAUAAAUUAUAUAAUCAAACCUAUUGCCGAUCGCCGUUUUUAGAAACGGCUGUCAACAUCGGUUACUCGUGUCGUCUCUUAAGCGAUGAAAUGGAACUAUUGGUAUUGGACGGUAGCACUCAAGAUCAAGUAGAACAGCAGCUUAAUAAAUGUAAUGAUUCGAUCUUGGGCGUUUUGGAAGAACAGAGAUCGGAAAGGAACAGCAUAGCUACAAGCGUCGUACGAUUUUAGUAAGCAGACUCGACGAACAGUACCGGUUUGGCUCAUGAUUGGGUCCCCGGGAAAAUAUUUGCAAUGGGCCCUUAAACGACAAAAUAUAGGAGUCAAAUUCAAUAAUUAUCAACUAAAAAAACAAUUUUCUCUCUUCGCUCGUACUCUUCUAGAAAUGUUAAUAAUAUUAAUUAUAUUUGAUACACAAAUUACAUUGUUUUACAUUUAUUUUUUCAUUCUUUAGUGAAACCACAUGCACAUAUUAAGCAUGUCAUGUUGAUUUAUUAAAUUCGGUUAAAAUACUGUACGAGGUUUAUAUCAUAUCAAUAUUCUUAUAUACACCAUAUAUAGAUCAAGUUAAUUUAAUUGCAACAAUAUUUUAAUUAUUCGGUAAAAUUUAUUUUUUUCAACUUUAUUAACUGUAAAAAAUAAAUCAUUCAAAAAUUACACAACAUAGACUUUUUAUAAUAAUAAUUAAUUAUAACUUUAUAAGAAUUUUAAUAUCAAAUUUAAUUCUGACGAAAAUCGUCAACAAAUUAGUAAAAGAUUAUGCGAAAUUAAUCUAUAGGGACUGGUCCAUACAAAUUGUUUCAAUAAAUAUUUAUUUUAUUAUAAUAUGACAUAUAUACUGUUGAAAAAGCAAUACUAUUAACCGAUCUCCGUUCAGAAUCGUUUUUUGUAAGCAAUUUUUAAUCAUUGCGUACAGAUAUACAUUAAAUUUUCCGCUUUAACCUAUUUUCCUAACUUCUCAUCUAUAACUACAGUGGCCCACACAUCGUAUGAAAUAUGUCCGUCCUUUUUUUUUUUUUUUUAUACACAAAAAAAUUGAAAAAUAAUUAAUUAAAUUAAUUUUUGCUAUUAGCGUAAUCCUAUGGGGUCCCUAUUUAAAGAAUAAAUCUCAGGGCCCCCGGCGAUUGCCGGGUAUCCGAGUGGGCCAGACCGGCACUGUCGACAAAUAUUGGUUUGAAAUGUACAUUGGUAACAUGAUUAUAAACAAUAGCGAAUCAGAAGAUAUUCAAUUGCACGAAGACGAAGAACAUUUGUUUGCUUUAGUUAUUAACGGCCAUUCGUUGGUCCACGCUUUGCACACAGAACUGGAAAAUAAGUUCGUGGAUUUGUGUACGCAGUGUAAGCCUCGGAAUGCAUUUGUUGCGAUAUCUAUAUUAGAAAAAUAAUACCAUUUUUUAAAAAUCGUAUUUCAGGUAAAGCUGUAAUUUGCUGUCGGGUGACUCCUCUUCAGAAAGCAAUGGUAGUACAGCUCAUUAAAAAAUAUAAGAAUGCCGUGACGUUGGCCAUUGGAGACGGUGCCAACGACGUGUCGAUGAUAAAAGAAGCUCACAUAGGUAUCGGAAUUACAGGCCAAGAAGGCAAUCAAGCAACAUUAGCUUCUGAUUAUUCACUCGGGCAGUUCCGGUUUUUGGAGAGAUUACUUCUAGUACACGGCAGAUGGUCGUACUACAGAAUGUGUAAAUUUUUACGGUACUUUUUCUACAAAAACGUCGCGUUUACUCUCUGUCACAUUUGGUUCGGAUUCUUUUGCGGUUUCAGCGCUCAGGUAUGUAAUUACUAGAGACCCUCAAAUAUUUUUAAUUUUCUAAUAGUAUAUAAUCAUUACAGACAAUAUUCGAUCCCUUUUACAUAUCCGUCUAUAAUAUGUUUUAUACCGCUCUGCCGAUAUUAGCAAUCGGAAUUUUGGAUCAAGACGUCAGUGAACGUAAAAGUAUCGCAUACCCUAAACUCUACACCCCGGGAAUUCAAAAUAUGUUUUUCAACACCAAAGAAUUUUUUAAGUGUGCUGCGCUGGGAACAUAUGCUUCGCUAGUUAUAUUUUUUGUACCUUAUGGUAUUAUAUUUUUAAAUAGUUUUUGUUAAUUUUUUUGGCCGUAACAUUUUAGAUUCUAAACAUGUAUUGAAUUUACUAAGUAUUUAAAAAAAUAAAAAUAUUUUUCACUAUUCAAACAACUUUUCUACCAGAAAUCUUACUUUGAUUAUAAACUUCAGAAGUUGUUUCUUGUAGUAAAUUUUGUCAAGAUAGUGCAUUGAGAAUCCCAUUUUUUGAUAUUCAUAGGAAAAUUUACGCAUGUUUGUUUAUUGUAAUUUUAUAAUAAUCUUUAAAAAUGUUCACUUAAUACGAGUACUUAUUACCGCUUUCUAGACAUGAUACAAAUUAGCCAUUUUUGAGCUAACGUAACCUAGCCAAUUGAAACUUUAGUUUUUAGUUUUAUUUGAAUAACAUUUUUUUGGAUUUUUUUUUUAAAGCGAUUUAAAAUAUUAUAAAAUAAAGUUAAUUUUCAUCAAGUUGGUCAUCGUAUCAAGUGGCUCUAUGAUGGCUCUAUAAAAAUAUUCGUAUACGCUUACUCAAAUUUUGAUGAAAAUUACAUUAGGUGUACUUUAUUUUUUCAAAUAUCAUCUAUGUGUAUAUCUACACAUUUUAUGGUGGAAAAAAUUAAAAAACUGUGUACAACUAAGUAAGAUUUAGUGGUAAAAAAAGUUGAACGUAGUAUAAUAAUUUUUUUAUAAGCGUUUAAAGUUCAAAAUUUUAUGAAAAUUUAAAAAAUCGAGGCAUUUUAAAACAUGUUUAACCAAACUUCGUUCAGAAUAAUUAUUUGUUAGCAAUGAUUUAUCAUUGCGCCCAGAUGUAAAUUAAAUAAUAACUCUAUAAAAACAUAUCUUCUUAAUUUCUUUUUAUUCCUAGGAGCCUAUUUUUACGGUAUGACUUCAAAUGGAUUAAACGUAUUGGAUCAUAUGUAUAUGGCAGAAGUUGUUGCAAUGAUUCUCGUUUCAGCAAUGACAAUACAGGUAAAUGGAUUUUUAUCGAUACAAAUCAAAUAUGAUCAUUAGAGUAGGUAUAAUUUAUGUUUAAUAUAAACGCGUAACAUGUAGGUAGCUUUUGACACCUCUUACUGGACGACUAUAAACCACAUAGUAAUCUGGGGAUCGUUGUUAUUGUUUUUCGUAGCCGAAUGGAUUUACAAUUAUUUAAUCGGAGGAAACUAUGUAGGCUCCUUGAUGAUGGUGUGUAUUACUAAUUAACUAUAUAGGUACACUGCAUAAUGUAUAUCAUAUUAUAUUUGUUAAAUUUUCAAAGGCGAUGAAACAGCCGACAUUUUGGUUGGUAACAUUACUGGUCGUGGUCGUAAUCGUAAGUCCCGUGGUAGCUUGGCGACUGUAUUGUCUAGAGACAAGACCUACCCUUACAGACAAACUUCGUCUUAAGCAACUUAAGCAAAUGUAAGGAAAACAUAUUUUUCUAAAUCGAUUGAUCUCUGAAUUAAAUUUGACAUGAACAAAAAUGUUAAUAGGAGACAAGUAUCCGGUUCAGGAACAAGACCACCUUCUGUGAGGCACAAGCGGCGUUCGAUAAGAUCGGGGUAUGCGUUUGCUCACCAAGAAGGAUUUGGCCGGCUGAUUACAAGUGGAAAAAUCAUGAGAACACCAAGGAAUAGUGAAGCGUUCAUCAGUCGGAAGGACUCAAAUAUAUCGGACGCUACGAUAUAGCGUUGACAUUUUAUAAUUUGUAUAAAUAUAAUAAUUUGUUACCUACGAGCAGAAAAAUAUGUUAAUUUUACUGUUUAUUUAUAUUUUAAUCUUAUAUUAUGUAUGGAUAUUAUUAUAAAAAAGUUUGGUAUGUAAGCUCUCAAACUAGUCAACAUAUUAUAAUUUAUAAGUAUAUCUAUAUAUAUUAUAGGAUUACAAUUUAUACAGUUAUAUUAUUAUGUUAAUUAAAACACGGAUAUGUGAUAAAAUAUAUUAUAAUUAUACAUUUCAAUUUAUAACAGAAAAUAUAUAUUACUUAGUUUGUUGUGUAAGUAGGUAUAUAUUGUUUUCAUUGACAUUAUUAGGUAGUAGGUGUGUAAUAAUAAUAAUUGUUGCAAUAACUAUUUAAGAAAUAACUCAACUUGAGCAAAAU